Messenger RNA from Triticum aestivum (bread wheat), 1786 nucleotides. Its product is annotated as indole-2-monooxygenase. NCBI's taxonomy places the organism in Eukaryota, Viridiplantae, Streptophyta, Magnoliopsida, Poales, Poaceae. The transcript has 2 exons. Gene Ontology annotation, molecular function: monooxygenase activity; heme binding; iron ion binding. The record is from RefSeq and is a predicted model, not a curated record. The coding region runs from base 74 to 1666 and encodes 530 amino acids.
AUUUUUCUUGAAUGAUUGGUUCCACUCGCUAAUUCUCCACCAGCGAGCUAUAAUUCCAAACUUUUACCAGUUCAUGCACAUCUUUGUCACCAUGGCGGCCCAGCUAGUGGCAGCACUCUUAUCUCCACAAGCACUAUCGCUUUAUCUCCUGCUCGUCCCUGUCCUCCUCCUCUACUACUCGGCAACAAAAACAAAGAGAUCGGGGAGCGAGCAGGCUGCGGCGGCGGGCCAUGGCGAAGAGCGCCCCCUUCCUGCGCCUCCGAGCAAGCUCCCUCUCAUCGGCCACCUCCACCUCAUCGGCACCGACCCCCACCUCUCGCUCGCGGCGCUCACCGCCCAGCACGGCGACGGCGGGGUCCUGCUCCUCCACCUGGGCCAGGUGCGCAACCUCGUGGUCACCACCCCUGGCGCCGCGGAGGCGGUCCUGCGCACGCACGACCAUGUCUUCGCGUCGCGCCCGCAGAGCGCGUUCGCCGACGCGCUCCUUGACGGCUCCGACAUCGCCUUCGCCCCCUACGGCGAGUUCUGGCGGCAGCUGAGGCGGCUCGUCACCACGCACCUGCUCAGCGCCAGGAAGGUGCUGUCGCUCCGCGCUGGUCGCGAGGAGGAGGCAUGUCUGGUCAUGGCCAAGAUCCGCGACGCCGCGGCCGCCGGCGCCGCCGUGGACGUGUCCACGCUGCUCGCCACCUUCACCAACGACGUCGCGUGCCGUGCCGUGUCCGGCAAGUUCUUCCGGGAGGAAGGCCGGAACGAGCUGUUCCGGGAGGUGAUUGACGGCAACGUGGCGGCGUUCGGGGGGUUCAACCCGCAGGACUACUUCCCGAGCCUGGCCAAGGUGGACGCGCUGGCGCGGGUGCUGUUCCCCAAGAUGACUCGGCUGAGGAAGAGGUGGGACGGGCUGCUCGACAGGAUCAUCGACGACCAUGCCAGCAAAGCAUCGCUGCAGCAAGAAGAUGAGGAGGCCGACUUCGUGGACGUUCUCCUCGCUCGUCAACACGAGUACAGUCUCACUAGACAGCAUAUCAAGGCUAUUUUGGUGGACAUGUUUGUAGCUGGGACGGACACGUCAUACGUAGUCCUAGAGUUCGCCAUGGCCGAGCUCAUGCGAAAGCCACACCUAAUGGCCAAACUCCAAGCCGAGGUAAGGGACAAGACACCCAAGGGCCAACCAAUGGUCAUGGAGGACGACUUGGGCGGCAUGACCUACCUAAAGGCGGUCUUGAAGGAGACGCUCCGGCUACACCCUCCAUUGCCCCUCCUCCUCCCGCACUUCUCCGUGGACAAGUGCGUCAUCAACGGCUACACUGUCCCCGCCGAAACCCAUGUCAUCAUCAAUGUGUGGGCCAUCGGUAGAGACCCCGGAUCAUGGGAGGAUGCGGAGGAGUUCAUCCCUGAGAGGUUUGAGGACGCCGCGUCCCCCGACUACAAGGGGAGGGAUUUCGGGAUCCUGCCAUUUGGAGCCGGACGAAGGAUAUGUCCCGGGAUAAACUUUGGCAUGGCGUCCGUGGAGAUUAUGAUGGCCAACCUUGCCUAUUGCUUUGACUGGGAGCUCCCGGGCCGGAUGCAGCAUAAGGACCUUGAUAUGACAGAAGUGUUUGGAAUGACGAUACACCGGAAGGAGAAGCUGCUUCUUGUGCCAACAACACGAGAUGUUAGUCAUGAAUAAUCUUUGUCAUAGUCUCCAUGUACUUUUUUUGGCGAAUAAUAGUUUCCAUGCACUUGUAAGGGUAUACUUUAUCAGAGUACUUAAGAGUGUUAUUUUAUAUACCCAUAACAUUUAGAUGUA